GCAGCACGGUGCGGGGCCCAGCAAACCCGAGGCUAUACAGCACAUCAUGCACAAUAAGGAGCAGCCUCUGGUGAAGCAACGUGGGGUCUAUUUCUCUCGAGGCGCUGAGCUGGAUCUCUUAUUAGACUGCGGAGCCUUCCUUGGGGAAUUACAGGAUCUAACGUCGGCAGUGACUGAGAGUGAACAGGACUUCUAACACUAUGUCAGAAUUCUGGUUAAUCUCGGCACCUGGGGAUAAAGCAAACCAGACGGCCUGGGAAAGAAUGACCACUGUGACUCUCAAAGCCAACCUGUCCAACAACAGCAAGUUCACCAUCCCUGAUCUUAAGGUGGGGACCCUGGAUGCUCUUGUUGGCCUCUCAGAUGAGUUGGGGAAACUUGAUACCUUUGCUGAAAGCGUAAUAAAGAAAAUUGCUCAAUAUAUUGGAGAAGUUUUAGAAGACUCAAAAGAUAAAGUGCAGGAAAAUUUGCUGGCAAGUGGAGGAAUGAAGAAUAAAAUGAAAUUUCUAAAGAUUGACCUCCUUAGUUAUCUCACAAGGUUUGAGUGGGACAUGGCUAAGUAUCCCAUAAAACAGCCGCUGAAGAAUAUUUCAGAAGUAUUAGCGAAGCAAAUGACGCAAAUAGAAACAGACUUGAAAACCCGAGCAGCUGUGUACAACAACAUUAAAGGAAACCUCCAGAAUCUGGAAAGAAAAACAGCGGGAAAUCUCUUGACACGCACUUUAUCUGACAUAGUGCAUAAAGAAGACUUCGUGUUGAAUUCUGAAUAUCUCAUCACUCUGCUUGUUGUAGUUCCCAAGUCAAGUUAUGUGCAAUGGCAAAAAACGUAUGAAUCACUCUCUGACAUGGUAGUUCCUCGUUCUACGAAGAUGAUUGCUGAAGAUGCAGAGGGAGGACUUUUCACUGUAACUCUGUUUCAAAAAGUGAUGGAGGACUUCAAAGCCAAAGCAAGAGAAAACAAGUUCAUAGUGCGAGAAUUUUAUUUUGAUGAGAAGGAACUGAAAUGUGAAAGGGAAGAAAUGAUGAAGUUAGCUUCUGAUAAGAAGCAGCAGUAUGGUCCACUACUGCGUUGGCUGAAGGUUAACUUCAGUGAAGCAUUUGUGGCUUGGAUUCAUAUAAAGGCUCUCAGAGUUUUCACAGAAUCUGUCCUCAGGUAUGGGCUUCCAGUGAAUUUCCAGACGAUGUUACUGCAGCCCAAUAAGAGAUCUGCAAAGAGGUUGCGAGAUGUCCUUAAUGCAGUCUUCAAACAUCUGGAUGAAGUAGCGGCAGCUAGUAUAAUGGAUGCUUCUAUGGACAUUCCUGGGUUACAACUAAGCAAUCAAGAAUAUUAUCCGUACGUCUAUUUCAAGAUAGACCUCAGCCUUCUGGACAGUAGCUAAAAGAAGCGUGACAUACUGAAAAGCUGGAUAUGCUGUAUUGUAUUAUCAGAGAACAACAUUAACUCUGCUCCAAAAUGUCCUUUUAAUUUAAGGAGAUGUUUUGACAGGGGCAUAGCUCUGUAGUAGAAUUGCUAAAUAUUAUUACUGUACUCAAACUUGUCUUAUUCCAUUUUAAAUGUUAUGAUUCAGAAAGCCUUUUUCUGAGCAUGUUAGAAAAUAUGCCUCAUAAGGCAGAGGUAUUACAGUUUAUUUAUUUGUUUGGUCUUUUGUAAAUUACAAAAAAGGUAGUUCUCAACCAUGAUUUUAAUAAAAUAAGAUGCUAUCUUGCAGCUAAAGGAUAAA
Molecule: messenger RNA, 1721 nt
Organism: Sphaerodactylus townsendi
Lineage: Eukaryota; Metazoa; Chordata; Lepidosauria; Squamata; Sphaerodactylidae
Gene: ATP6V1C2
Product: ATPase H+ transporting V1 subunit C2
Exons: 14
Coding region: 201-1379 (392 amino acids)
Biological process (GO): proton transmembrane transport
Cellular component (GO): vacuolar proton-transporting V-type ATPase, V1 domain; lysosomal membrane
Molecular function (GO): proton-transporting ATPase activity, rotational mechanism
Source: RefSeq, a predicted model, not a curated record